This is a messenger RNA of Sorex araneus (European shrew), 993 nucleotides long. Its product is annotated as olfactory receptor 7G2-like. Gene Ontology annotation, cellular component: membrane. The transcript has 2 exons. Gene Ontology annotation, molecular function: olfactory receptor activity; G protein-coupled receptor activity. Gene Ontology annotation, biological process: G protein-coupled receptor signaling pathway. NCBI's taxonomy places the organism in Eukaryota, Metazoa, Chordata, Mammalia, Eulipotyphla, Soricidae. The record is from RefSeq and is a predicted model, not a curated record. Bases 1 to 993 code for a protein of 330 amino acids.
AUGAACCCCUUUAUUGACAAUAUGAGAAACAUGGACAUGAAAGUCAUCAGGAGUGGGGCCACCAGCAACCAGACGGGAGCGCCUGUAUUCCUCCUGUUAGGAUUAACUGAUGACCGGGACCUUCAGCCUGUCCUCUUCUGCCUCUUCCUGUCCAUGUACCUGGUCACCCUCCUGGGGAACCUGCUCAUUGUCCUGGCCGUGGUCUCAGACCCCCACCUGCACACCCCCAUGUACUUCUUCCUCUCCCACCUCUCCUUCACUGACAUCUGCAUCAGCACCUGCACCAUCCCCAAGAUGCUGGAGAACAUCCGCACCCAGACACAGAGCAUCACUUAUGUCGGCUGCAUGGCCCAGACCUUCUUUGUUAUAGUUUUUACGAGUUUAGAAAACUGUCUCCUGGCUGCCAUGGCCUAUGACCGCUACGUGGCCAUCUGCCACCCGCUGAGGUACACGGUCAUCAUGAACCAGCUGCUCUGCACGCUGCUCAUCGUCUUCUCGUUGUCUAUUGCCGUUACCAACGCUCUGAUCCACACGCUGAUGGCGCUGCGACUCUCCUUCACUUCCCAAGUGCUCGUCCCCACCUUCUUCUGUGAACUCGCCCAGCUGCUCAAGCUCUCGUGCUCUGACACCUCAAUCAACAACCUGCUGAUCUACCUGGUGGCUGCCAUAUUCGGGGGCAUCCCCGUCUCGGGAAUCAUUUUCUCCUACACUCGAAUUGUCUCCUCGGUUCUGAGGAUGCCCUCGGCCAAGGGGAAGCAGAAAGCUUUUUCCACCUGCGGCUCUCAUGUCUCUGUGGUUGCUGUGUUCUAUGGGACGACAUUUUGGGUGUACAUUAGCUCUGCAGCCUCGGAAUCUUCCAGAACAUCUGCCAUCACUUCAGUGCUGUACAUUGUGGUGCCACCGCUGAUGAACCCCUUUAUCUACAGCCUGAGGAACAAGGACAUGAAGGGGGCUGUGAGGGGGCUCCUGAGCGGGAAACGCUCUGUGCUCUGA